Messenger RNA from Amphiprion ocellaris (clown anemonefish), 5900 nucleotides. RefSeq lists its product as uncharacterized. The coding region runs from base 1924 to 5292 and encodes 1122 amino acids. Lineage: Eukaryota; Metazoa; Chordata; Actinopteri; Pomacentridae. The transcript is spliced from 28 exons. The record is from RefSeq and is a predicted model, not a curated record.
CCACCCUUUGUGUUCAAAAUAGCAUGAACUGGCCUUGGUAUUCAUCAACACCUUUUGUCAUGGUAUAUGGCAUUCAUGGUUGUUCUUUGCUUCUUUCAGAUCUUACGUUAGAUGCUUCUGUCUCUUUGUGUAAUCACAGACUCAGGCUCUUAGGCUUACACUGAUAUCAGAACAGUGAUGGAGGGGGAAAAAGACCCUUAAUCGAUGGGACAAAAAGACAAAUGCGAGUUCUAGGCUCCUGUUAACUAAAGCUCGACUAACUUAUGUGAUUGUAUAAGCCCAUUUAACAAGUGGCAAAUAGCAGGGUUGAUAAUAGAUAUUUUAAAGUAAGUCCAACAACAGCAGUUUGAGCCAUUUUUUGGGCUACCGGUGUCACAUUUGCAUACUUUGUCGACCAUACAGCCAGACAGACAGGAAGGCCAUGUUCUCUUUAAAGAGAACAGUGCAGCUCACACUUCUGCAAAGUUACAGUGUUUCAGAAAUGUCUGAUGUUCACAUAAGCUUUUAUAGAUAGUUUGACAAAUUUAAAGCUGAGACAGAGCUUUUUCAGAAAUAAGGGCAAUUUAAAAUCCUUUAAAUCUGAUUUAUGACCAUCACUUGUCGAAACUGUAUAGAACUGCUAAUAUUAGAAAACCAACGGGCGUACACUAAAAAUAAACAUGCGCACACUGAGAAAUGUAAAUGCUUUUUGUCUUGUUUCUGUAUUCUCAGUCACUACAACAAUAUAUUGCAGGUUUAAAGGAUGACAUAAGGUAACUAGAACAUGAUCUCCUGUCACUUGCAUUGUAUAGACUGAAAUAAAAGCCUCUAAAUUCAUGCACUGUUUAAAUCAAGACAUUAAAAUUAGUCAUUACGACAGAUUUGUUGACAGACUAUUUUAACUGUCAAAAAUAGCUAUUCAGUCACAAUCCUUAUAAAAAAAAUAUGUCUAUACUUUUUCAGUUUUAAUACAUCUAAAUUGACACGUUGGCCUUUGAAAUCCUGCAUCAGUAAGGUUUGGCUUUUAUUGAGGUUUGCUUGAGCUCUUACCCAAACAGGAAUUGCAAAUUCAUAAUUGACACCUCGUAGGAACAGAGGCAUGUCAAAUUUUGCAUCUGUCUGCAUGCUGAACUCUACAUCAAUAUUUGAUCCUAGAUAAAAUGCAAAUGCUAGCAUGUCUGGCAAACUAGCUUCGUCCGAACAACAACAACAACCUAUCUUGAUUUCCAAGGAAAAGCAUUGGCACAUGGUUGACUAUGUAUUCUUCUUUUGUUUGGUGUGUUCAGGCAUGAAACAUCCACUGUGCCAUCUAGCAGUAUCCAGGACUGAGGCAGUCCUAGAUGCCACUACUGUAGUACCGGCAACUUCAAUUGGAAUUCAAAACAAAACUUUAUGAGAUUAAAUGUAAUGUACAACAUCACACCUAAAUGAUCAACUCUAAUAAGAUGGAUGCUUGUGUAUUGUACCUUGAACCUUUUCUGCUUUAUAUUGAAGUAUAAGCCAAAUUUAAGUUUUACAGUAUAGUGAGAGGUCCCGGAUAAUGUUUAACUUAUGUGUGACUACAAAUAAAGUAAAUAGAAUUCAAUAAUUACUGAUCACAUUUUGAUAGUCUUGUAAAUGAAAGCCUGAAAUACUAUAACAUUUAUAGCAGGACCAAAGGAACCAUUGUCAAAAAGAGGAAGUAACCCAGUUAGAAAUAGCAUCUGUGAUACUGAAAGGGCUCAUUUGCUGAAACCACUGAUGCCAGCAUGACUUUUUUAUAUAUUCCUCAUCUAAUUCUUGCUGGACUUGUGGGUAAGUGAGCUAAACCCUGAGCUGUUCAGUCAUAAAAUAUGAUCCGUUACGUUUAAAAUGAUGAUUGGUUAUUUUCAAUUAUUAAUAUUUGGUUUUGAUAAAAUCUAUAGUCUGUGACAGAUAUGUUGGCUAUGUGGUAGUAACCUGUGGAUGAUAGUGGCAGUGCAUUUAAGGAGCAUCACUGCAAUUUACCUGUCUUCUAUUGCUUUGUCAGGAAUUCACUGUCACAUUACUACAGUGAGUAAAGUGCCAAUGAAGGUUGGAGAUUCCAUUUCUAUCCCUUGUCUCUAUGAGCAGAAAUACAGUGAUAAUGUCAAAUACUUGUGUAAAGGAAAUGUAUGGAUUUUGUGCAAAAUCGUGAUUGCAACAAACCAGCAACCUUGCUCGGGAAGGUUUUGCAUCUCUGAUGACACAAAACAAGGAAUCUUCACUGUGACUAUUACUAAUCUGACUGAUGAAGACAAGUUUUUUUGGUGUGCUGUGAAAAUUCUACUUCCAGAUGUUCAUCAAUAUUUUGAGCUGUCAGUUACCACAGGUACACCAAGUCUCUAUGUGAGCCAGAAGGAAAUUACAGGACACGAAGGAGGAAGUGUGACUGUUCUAUGCCGCUAUAUUUGUCCAGAGGUACCUCGGUGGUGCAGGCUGGGCAGCAGCUGUGUAACAGCUCAAACUGGAUCAAUAGAUGGAACAACUAUGGAAAUCAAUGCAAGUGUUCCUAAUGUUUUCAAUGUGACUAUGAGUGAGCUGAGGAGUGAGAGCAGUGGCUGGUAUUGGUGUGCCAGUGAAAACCAACAGAUGCCAGUGCAUAUAACUGUUCAUGAAUUAUCCUCAACUACUGCAACUAUACUGAGGCCCAAAACAACAGACCUCACAGGGAUUCCUUCAACCACUUGCCAGACUUCCUUCUUGCUCACAAGUACUGAAACACACGCAGCUCCAGCCGCAAACGUCACCGUAAAUGGAACAGGUAGUGGAAGUCCCCAAGAUGAACACCAGAGUUUCACAACAGUAAUAAUUGUCACUACCACCAUGGUCUUGCUGCUGGUAGUUGUUCCUGCUGCUUGUUUGGGAUGGAGGAUGAUCAUGCAUAAUAAAAGCAAACCUGAAGUAUGGGACAUCAAUGUGGGCACAGAAACUCCUGAUUCUGAUAUGCCUUACGCUACCAUUGUUCAUAACCAGCAUGCAGGAGCCAAGACAAAGGACUGCAGUCUUGCGGAGAGUGUGACAUACAGCACCAUUGUCCUGAAGGAUAACAUGCAACAAAUGAAUCAGUCUUGUAGUGUAGCCGUUCAAGUUCACAUCGAUAUGGCUGUUCAUCUCAGCACUCUUCUUAUCCUCACUGGACUAACAGGAAUUUGCUGCGUAACAACGGUCAGUGAAGUAUCAGUGAAGACUGGAGACUCAGUCACCAUCCCCUGUCUCUAUGACAGAGAGUACAUAAACCACGUUAAAGGCUUGUGUGAAGGAUACUAUUGGAAUCAGUGCUCAUUUGCAGUUAAAACAAAUCAACCAGAUAGAUCAGGAAAGUUUUCCAUCUCAGAUGACAAAAACCAAAGAAUUUUCACUGUGACUAUGAAAAGACUGACAAAUAAAAACACUGAUUACUGGUGUGCAGUGGAGAAAAGUGGCUCAGAUAUCAGACAUUAUUUUCACCUGUCAGUCACCAGUACACCCAGUCUCUAUGUGGAUCAUCAGGAGGUGACAGGAAUUAUUGGAGAAAACGUAACCAUCAACUGUCACUACAGUAACACUGGAAUAAUGAGGUGGUGCAGGCUGGGAAAGAACUGUGUAACAGGGCCAUCUGGAUCAAUAGAUGGAACAAGAGUGACUAUCGAUGCACAGCCUUCGAAGGUUUUCACUGUGACUAUGAGUGAACUGAAUGCAGAGAGCAGUGGCUGGUAUUGGUGUUCCAUAGGAAACUUCCAGAUGCCAGUGCAUGUGACUGUUAGUGAAAACCACUUCACAACCACAAAUUCUUACAGUACUGAUGUUGGAACAAUCACCACAGUUGCAAAUAAACAGAACAGUAUUGGCCUAAAGAGCCCCAUCAUCCGUCUGAGUGUGUUGGCCUUCAUUGUAAUUGUGGGUUUGAUCGUCUGGUUUAUGUUGAGACACAAGCAGACCAAAGCAGAAUCAUCAUCCAGAACAGUAGUGGAUGAGGGCAUAACAUUUUCUACAGUCAAACACAAUAAUGAAACUUCAAGCCAGACACAAGAGGACGCAAUCUACUCUGAAGUUGAAUUUAUUAGAGAAAAUUCGCCUCAGAGGUCAAAUGCUGAAAGUGAUGUGGAGGGUGAAGCAAAAGAUGUGGUUGUUCCUGUAGCCGUUCAAGUUCACAUCGACAUGGCCGUUCAUUUCAGCAUUCUUCUUAUCCUCACUGGACUAACAGGAAUUUGCUGCGUAACAACGGUCAGUGAAGUAUCAGUGAAGACUGGAGACUCAGUCACCAUCCCCUGUCUCUAUGACAGAGAGUACAUAAACCACGUUAAAGGCUUGUGUGAAGGAUACUAUUGGAAUCAGUGCUCAUUUGCAGUUAAAACAAAUCAACCAGAUAGAUCAGGAAAGUUUUCCAUCUCAGAUGACAAAAACCAAAGAAUUUUCACUGUGACUAUGAAAAGACUGACAAAUAAAAACACUGAUUACUGGUGUGCAGUGGAGAAAAGUGGCUCAGAUAUCAGACAUUAUUUUCACCUGUCAGUCACCAGUACACCCAGUCUCUAUGUGGAUCAUCAGGAGGUGACAGGAAUUAUUGGAGAAAGCAUAACCAUCAACUGUCACUACAGUAACACUGGAAUAAUGAGGUGGUGCAGGCUGGGAAAGAACUGUGUAACAGGGCCAUCUGGAUCAAUAGAUGGAACAAGAGUGACUAUCGAUGCACAGCCUUCGAAGGUUUUCACUGUGACUAUGAGUGAACUGAAUGCAGAGAGCAGUGGCUGGUAUUGGUGUUCCAUAGGAAACUUCCAGAUGCCAGUGCAUGUGACUGUUAGUGAGAAACCCACCACCACCACAAAUUCUUACAGUACUGAUGUUGGAACAAUCCCCACAGUUGCAAAUAAACAGAACAGCACUUCUGUUGACCUAAAGAGCCUCAUCAUUCCCCUGAGCUUGUUGGUCUUCAUUGCAAUUGUGGCUUUCAUCAUCUGGUUUAUGUUGAGACACAAGCAGAUCAAAGCAUCAUCCACAGAAAUGGCUGAUGAGGAAAUAAUGUACUCUACAGUAAACAAGAAAAAAACUUCAAGCCAGGCUGAUGAGGAAAUAAUGUAUUCUACUGUAAACAAGAAAAAAACUUCAAGCCAGGUUGCUAGGUCUGCUCAUUCAGCUAAGCCUCAAGAGGACGCAACGUACUCCAAUGUUGAAUUCACAAGAAAAAGCUCACGUCGGAAGUCAAAUCCUGAAAAUGAUGUGGAGGCGAUGUACAGUUCAGUGGUGACCAUAAAGAAACCAAGGGAAAAAAGGGCUGAAGCUAAAGAUGUGGAUGUUACAUACAGCACAUUAGCUGAGCACCACCGAAACAUUUAAAUGUUGCAACUGUUGGUCUUUUUGUCUGUGUCCUACUGUACUGUUUUUUUAGAUUCGUGUCACACUGUGUUCUCUUCUGUUAUUGAUAAUCUCUUGUUUUAUUAUAAACUGAUGCUAUUUUUUCUAGCUGCCAAAAAUAUAUUCAUAUACACAAUGAAUAAUCCUGAUAUUUAUUGUCAAGAUGUUUGGUUUUUAAUGUGUAUAUUUAACAUUUUUGUAUUUACAGUUUAUUAUAUAUUUGUUGAUGUUGUGUAUUCAAGAAAUGCAUUAUUUGCAAAUGAAUGUGGAUAAAUGGACAAACUUGCAGUGUAUAGAAUGGCUGAACUACAUUAGAGCAAACAAAAAAAAUUGAAUCUGAAAAAAUUUUAUUCAGCGGUACAGAUUAUAUUAUUUGAUAAAUAUAUUUUUAUUAACUAUUCUGUUUUUGCUACUGUCAUAACUCACUCCGCACAGCUUUUAAAAGUGUUUGUCUACAACAAAGUAUACUAGAUACUUUCACACAUCUAACUUCCCAAAAAUGUAACUUCCUUACAGUAAGGGGGAAAUGGCAGACAGGCAGGGUGGGACUGUUACACUUGCAUUUAUGAAUAAACCAUGAAGUAGAUUAA